CAGAGGCGCCAACUCCAGUCCAGACCGCAAGACAUGUGGCUGAGACUUUUUGAAAGCUUCGCUUUGUUUUUAGCAGAGACCGAUCCCCGGUUAGACCAGUGAUCCCCGCGGCUCCACGGAGUGUCGGACUACCAGAGCCGGGAGCAGGAGGAGAGCAGCGCGGCCGCAGCGAGUGGUGAUCGGGGCAGCCUGGGGCUAGACAUGACUGGAGCUGGAAGUGGUGGCCAAGGCCCUCCCGAUGGGUCAGACGCUGAGGAGGCGGAGAAGUGUCCGAUCUGCCUGGGCGUCCUGGCAGGAGGAGAACUUGCCAUGCCCGACAGCUGCUGCCACGUUUUCUGCCUCAGAUGCCUCCUCACGUGGGCCGAGUUGCAGAUGUGUCCCUCCUGCCCAGUGGACAGAAGACCCUUCACUAAUGUUUACAGAUGGGAUGGAAACCUCAGCCUGGUGCAGGUCCCAGUGAGGAAGCAGCUGUCUCAAGCUGAGGUUGAGAGUUGUUGCUGUGGAAACCCUGAAAAACAAAUCUGUGUCAAUAGAAAGUCUGUGAGAAGAUCUAAGCGGCAGAAGACGGAGAGGAAGGCAGACGGCAAGACGAAAGGACUUGUGAGGAAAUGUAACGAUGAGGACCCCUCCUCGCUGAGCAGAAAAAAGGUGAGGGGGGCGGAAUGCUGCGCCUGGUCACCGCCUCCCUGUGUUGCAUUAACCACGUCACCAGUGGAUAUUGCAGAUCCUGUUUGGUUGGCAGCGGAUAUGCCGUGUGAGCCCGAGUUGAAGCAGUGCAGACCCCAGGUGCAGCACUGCCCGUGGCUCUCCCCCGCUGCUCCCAUCCCUGCUGACGGCACAUCAAGGCAACGUUUUCAUGAACCUACUUGGAAUAACAGUCCGCUGCCACUUGAACUCACCUCAUCUCCGUUCCCCUCCAGCUCAUCGUUCAUCCCAAGCCAUUUUGUCUUUCAGGGGGUUGUCGUCUGCGCUGUCACUCGUCCCAAAGGAGGAGAGAAACGAGGUGGUAGAUCAACCUCCAAAGCUCCCGCCAAAGAGCAAGAGUCCCUACCAUCCAGAAGAUCUGGACGCAACAGCAAAAGUCAGGAAGAGGCUCCUCCAUCCGACGCCACGUCGCCACCACAGUCCAGUCCGUCAGACUCCGACUCGGCAGCCAGCCAAUCCACAAAGUCAGGAAAGACCCCUCAGGUGCCGGCCAAGAGGAAGGGGAAGCGGGUAACCAACCGGAAGGCCAGCGGCAAACGGAAAGCUGCCGUAAAGAAAGCCCCGUCUCCCGAAGUGGUGAGCAGCCCGGCGGCGAGCGAGGAGGAGGACGAGGGGGAGGGAGAGGGAGAGGACAACGGCAAGAAGGUGGAGCCGGAAGAGGAACCUCAGCAGGAGGAGCAGCAGCACAGCGACGCUGAGGAAGAGGAGCAGAGCAGGCUCAACUCUGGACCUGGCUCGGUCAACAGCACGGAGGACGACGGCGAUGACGCUCAGGGACAGUCCGGGGAUCAGCAGAAACGGGACGACGGUGGGGAAGAGAGUGGGGACCUUGCCGGCCCGAUGGACUCCCCCCCCGACAGCCCUCUCUCCUGCUCUGACGGUGUCGAGAGCAAAUCAGAGGAAGAGCCAGCGAGUCCACCUCCCCCUGGAGACGAGGAGGAGGAGGACGAGGAGGAGGAGGAGGAGGAGGAGGAGGAGGAGGAGAAGAGGCCGUCCCUGUCCCCGUCUGACUCCUGGAGGGAAGACCCAGCAUCUCCUCCGUCCCCCGAGCAGGACGACCCCAACGUUACCAUGGAGACCAGUACGGAGCCCGGAGACGAUGGCGACGAUCAACCGUCUGACGAGGUGAAAACUGAGGACACAAGCGUGGAAAAACCCGCUUCCCCCGGCGCUGUAGAAUCACUGGAAGACCAAGCUGACCUCGGAGCAAACGCACGCCAGGACGCCGACGUCAAAGUGCCGGGAUCGGAGGAGCAUUCACCAGCGGGCAGUUCUGACGACGGGGCGUCCAAAGAGGACGGAGUCGCAUCCAAAGAUGAUACCGCCGAGUCCCGGAAGGACAACGGCACCGACCCGUUCCAGGACAACACGGACGUUGUCCCCAUGGACUGCAGCUCCCCCAUGAGCGAUCCGGGGGCGGAGUCCCCCCCAGAACGGCCCGGCGAGGGCGCGUCCCGGGCCGCCGCAGAACCUGCCGCCGCAGCAGCAGAACCUCAGGUCGCCGGCGCCGCCGCCACGGAGCAGCAGGAGAGGGAGAGGAGCCAGGAGCGCAAGAACGGGAAGCGGCGCUCGCGCUUCCACUCCCCGACCAGAACAUGGUCCCCCAAGAAAGAGGGCAAGAAGGAGGCGUCCCCGUCCCCGCGCUCGAGGUCCCGGGACCGGGACGGCUCCGGCGGGCCGGCCCCGGGCCGAUCCUCCAGAGCCCGCAGCAAGGAGAGGGACGGGGACCGCGACGGAGACAGGGAUCACUCCAGGAGGGAGCGGAGCCGCGAGAGGAGGAGACGCCACCGGAGCCGCUCCAAGUCCAAGUCCAAGUCCAAGUCCCGGUCCAGGUCCAGGUCUCGCUCCAGAACCAGGUCCCACCGGCGCGGGCCCAGCCCGGAGCGGCGCGGGUCUAGAGAGCGGUCCCGGGAGCGCUCUCCCCAGAGGAAGGAGCGCCGAGGGGGCUGGAGGUCCGGCGGGGGCGGCGGGGGGUCCGGGUUCGAGGGCCGGAGGUUUCAGGGAGGCGGCGGGCGCUUUGAAAACGGCGUGCCCAAGGAGAGUUCUCCAGAACGCCAGGGCUGGUCGGACAACCCCGACUGGGUCACCGAAAAGACUCGGGGGAAGACGGAGAGCAGGAACUCGGACUCCGGAUUCGGCGGGGCCUCGCGCUGGGAGGACCACAAGAGCGGAGGAAACGGAGGAGAGUCGCGGGGCCGGGGCGGCCGCGGGGCGUAUGAACCGAGCCGCGGGGCGGCGUGGGGGGCGGCGAGUCGCAGCUUCUACGGCCAGCAGGACGACGCGGCCGACAGCCGCUGGCCCCGGAGCAACUCAGGUACAGGAGGCAAUUCAGGGACGGACGCCUACAGCCGCUUCAACGAGAACCGCGGGGGCGGCCGGAAGAAGGACAGCGACCCGGGAGACAUGCUGGACCGCUCGGGCUGGUCGUCGGCAUCCAGCUGGGCCGUCAGGAGGACGCUGCCCGCCGACGUCCAGGACUAUUACUCCAAGAGGGAGAGGGGAGGAGCCGGCAGCUGGAACCGGCAGGAGGAGGAGACGCAGCCUGCAGACCCCGCCAAGGGCGAGCUUCCCCCGCAGGCCGUCCCAGGUAACGCGCCUGUGCCCGUGCUGAACAUGAUUCCUCCUCAGCCUCCGCAGAUGAAUGUUCUGCAGCAUCACUUCCCCAUGCAGGCCAUGCAGGGAGCGCUGCCCGUCAGCCUGCAGCCGGCAGCGCCCUAUGCCAUGCCGCCCCCAGUCCCCCUGCACCUCCACCCCUCCGUGCCCCUGCUCCAGGUGCCCGUCGUGGGCGCCCAGGGCCUCCCGCCCCCCCCUCCACCGCCUCCCCCCAUGCAGGCCGGCAGCCAGGCAGCAGCGCAGCCUGACGGCCAGACCACACAGAUGACAAACACUGUUAUGGGUUUGGGGAAGCCCUCCUUUCUGCCCACGCCGACCAAAGCGGGCGUAGCGGCGGCGAGCCAGAGCCAGGCGGCGAGCCAGAGCCAGGCGGCCUCCAGCCAGGCCCUGCCAUCCUCCACCACCCAGCCCGGCCAGCACCACAGGGCCCAGGCCGACAGCUCCAAAAAAGAGAAGAAGGUGCAGAUCCAGGAGCUGGCUGUUAACGAAGUGAAGAACGCCAUCAAACCCUAUUACCAAAAGAAGGAAAUAACAAAGGAGGAGUACAAGGAGAUCGUCCGCAAGGCAGUGGAGAAGGUGUGUCACAGCAAGAGCGGGGAAGUGAACUCUAGUAAAGUAGCCAACCUGGUGAAAGCCUACGUGGACAAAUACAAACACGCCCGCAAGAAAUGAACGUUCGCCCCGCUGCUGGGCGGCGACGCUCCCCCACAAACCUACCCCCCCUCUGCUGCUCAAGUGCAAUUUCCUCCUGCUGGAGUCUGGCCUCCGAGCUGAGAGACGACGGAGAGCCAGCGAUUUUCUUUCUUUUUUUCUUUUUUUUUGAUAUCUACCUUUUAUUGAAUGAAGAUUUUUUUUCUAUAGAUUUUCAUAUUUUGUUAGAAAAAAAAACAAAAAAAACGACCCAACCAGAAAUUGUAAUGCAAGAGCCCUUUAUUUUGCAUAGAACAUGUGACUUGGGAACUACUGUAAAGAGCGCAGCGUAGCAGAUCUUAGCGAGGUGAUCGAUACUGAAGAUGUGGCGCCCGGGGGAACGAUGUCAGCUCCCGCAGCAGAGCGCCUCGCCCAGCGGUGCAGCAUUUCCUCUUUUGUGGCAUCUUGAUUGCAUAGCUUAUUAAUUAAUUAUUAAUUAGUCAAUGUUCCUUUUAAAAAAAAUGCUGAUAAUUCAGAUGAAAACCUUGUUAAAGUGCAUUGCCUUUAUUGAUCUGUUGCCCAGUGAGGCGUUGGAGACUGAUGACUGAUUGUAAUCAGGUCCAGAGUGGGGCGCUCAGUCAACAGUGAGUGUAUCCUUUACGGCCCUGAGGGGGCCCACAACCCCCCCACCACCACCACCACCGCCCCCUCCCUGAAUGUGUCGUAAAUAUCAUUGUGUGUACAUUAAGUGUGCAAAGUUUCCAGAAAGUAAAGAAAUAAAAUAAAAAAACCGAGGUGCUUUCUACUGCGAUAUUUUGUCAGAAAUGGUACCUGACGGAGCUCGCCGGAGUUCCCACCGCCGCAUCCUGAGGACGCACGUCUGGAGCAGCCACAAGAGGGCUAACUGCUAAACAAUCAACUCAUCCGCAACACUUUCUUCUCUGCAUUUAUUUUUGACUUUUUUGUUUCUUGUUUUGGCUUGAAAAUUGUGUAUAAUUCCUCUGAAUGCCUGUUAAUUGUUUUCAGUGAAUUGAGAACUGGUGUUUUCAGUGACGCAGCCCGGUUACGCCUCACAGAGGUCGUGGCUGAUGGAUGUGUUAAGAAAACGCCCUGAAUACACAAACUUAACAAUAAAGAUGAAGGCCUGAAUCCACUCAGAGCUCUAGUGCGAGGGUCCUGGUCUCAUGCAUGUUGGUACUUCACAAGAACAGAGCCACUGUUGAUAUUAAUACAGUAAUAAACCAUAAAGGUGCUGAUUUGUCUUGGAGAUAUGUGUACACACCCAAAACUUCUGAAGUAAGGUUUCAUCAACAAAGUUAUAUCUUGAAACCGUUCAUGGAGGGUUCACAUGGGUGUUGGCAUUUUUUAAAGCAGCAGAAUUGAAUGUUGUGAUUGAACAGACAGAUCAAACUCUGUGAUCUGAAUCAUAUUGCUAGAGUAUCUUCUGUUUUGGAGAUUAAAUGAAAUAUUUUACCUAAACUAGACUUUAAAAGUGGAAUUGAGCCGAUACUCGUCCUCCUGGCCUCAGAAACUGAGUUUAAAGUGGUCACGUCCAAACUUUCUGGUAAUUCGGGUUAAACUGGGUCCAUCCCCCCGUCGGCCACCAGAGGGCGCUGUCGCCAAACCAUUUUACCGCUGCGCUUCCGCUCGGGUCGCAAGAACCUUAAACUAUAUUACACUAUUAAUGCCACACAAUCAUGCAUUUGCAAGGUAUAAGAGGUUACAGUAUAUUUUAUUAAGGACUACAUUAACACCAUGUCAAAGUCAGACUUUUGCUCAGGGGAAAGAAAAAAGUAUUUGUAGUACUCUUAAGCUUAAUGACCUUGUUAAAAUGUAAGGCUGUAAAUGAAUGAUGGAUGAUUAAAGUUUCGAUAUUGUUGGGCUUCAACUACUAUUAACUAAAUAAAGAGAAGUGAGUAAAAA
Messenger RNA from Cololabis saira (Pacific saury), 5871 nucleotides. It is a transcript of the gene scaf11, whose product is annotated as SR-related CTD-associated factor 11. The record is from RefSeq and is a predicted model, not a curated record. Lineage: Eukaryota; Metazoa; Chordata; Actinopteri; Beloniformes; Belonidae. The transcript is spliced from 15 exons. Gene Ontology annotation, biological process: spliceosomal complex assembly. Gene Ontology annotation, molecular function: RNA binding. Bases 202 to 3990 code for a protein of 1262 amino acids.